Molecule: messenger RNA, 1939 nt
Organism: Abrus precatorius (Indian licorice)
Lineage: Eukaryota; Viridiplantae; Streptophyta; Magnoliopsida; Fabales; Fabaceae
Product: cation/calcium exchanger 1-like
Exons: 1
Coding region: 102-1844 (580 amino acids)
Biological process (GO): transmembrane transport; monoatomic cation transport
Cellular component (GO): membrane
Molecular function (GO): monoatomic cation transmembrane transporter activity
Source: RefSeq, a predicted model, not a curated record
CACCGCGCAAGCUAACAUCAUUCACCAUAUCAAAUGGACACAGCUUCUCAACCCUCCAUAUAUUCACACCAUUAACAUAUCCUCAAGAACAUGCUCUAUAGAUGGCAGCUUUCAUCUUUAACUCCAAACUUCAACCAAGAAAACUCACUCUUCUCCUCAACAUAUCCUUCAUUUUCCUCACAUUUCUCUUCCUCAAAGCCUAUCUCCACCCUUCUAGUUCUAAGAUUCAUGCCUCCACACGCAUCUUCAACCAUGCUAGAUUGCUCAAUGACAUCAUUGUUGAUGGCUGCACUGACCUUCACAAGUACUCAGAUUAUGACUCCAAAUGCUUAUAUGUCAAAUCCCAUGUUCACUGUAGGUCAAAAGGGAACAUAAACUAUCUUCAAAUCUUUUACUGCAACUUUGGCCAUUCCCCAAUUCUGGGUCAAGUACUGCUUGUACUUUGGCUUGGGGUGUUGUUCUAUCUUUUGGCUGACACAGCUUCAAAUUACUUUUGUGCUUCCUUAGAAGGUUUGUCGGACAUCUUGAGACUAUCCCCCACCAUUGCUGGGGUAACCUUGCUUUCCCUUGGGAAUGGUGCUCCUGAUUUUUUUGCUAGUGUUGUUUCCUUCACAAGAUCCAAUGAUGGUGCAGUUGGCCUCAAUAGCAUUCUGGGAGGGGCAUUUUUUGUCUCUAGUGCUGUUUUGGGGGUCAUAAGUUUUCUUGUUAAUCCAAAUGAAAUUGCAGUUGACAAGGCCAGUUUCAUCAGGGAUGUCAUUUUCUUCCUUUUCUCUUUAUUCAUCCUUCUUGUCAUCAUUUCAAUUGGUAAAAUUAGCUUGUUGGGUUCAAUAUGUUAUGUUUCUAUUUACUUCCUUUAUGUCUGUGCUGUCUCUGCCACACAUUUUAUCUAUGGAGGGGACAGGCCAGAAGGGGAACUUGCAGCAUCUUCUGAUGAGUUGGUAGAGUCUGGCAUACCCUUGCUAGGUUAUGUUGAUGAUGAGAAACCAGAUGUGUCAAAUAAAGAGGUUAUUGAAGAUAAGGGGGAAAAACAAGAGGGUUUUGGUAAUGAUUCAUUUGACUGUAAUUACUGGAGCAAGUUUCUACAAGUACUAGAAUUACCUCUUAGUUUGCCAAGAAAACUUACUAUUCCAGUUGUGAGUGAGGAGGGUUGGUCAAAGCCAUAUGCUGUUAUAUCUGUCACAUUAGCCCCAGUUUUGUUCACAGCUCUUUGCAAUACCCAGAUGGAAAAUGUGAGUUCAAGAAGUAGUCUUGUUGCAUACUUAACAGCUGCUUUAAUUGGCAUUGUUUUGGGGAACAUGGCAUGUGUGACCACUAAGAGCACUAGUCCACCCAGAAAGUGCUUGUUUCCUUGGCUAGCAGGGGGCUUUUCUAUGAGUGUGACAUGGACUUAUAUCAUUGCUGAAGAACUUGUUUCCCUCUUGGUUGCACUUGGGAAUAUCAUAGGUGUUAGUCCUUCAAUCCUUGGAUUAACUGUCCUAGCUUGGGGUAAUUCUCUAGGGGAUUUGAUAGCCAAUGGUGCAAUGGCCAAGAAUGGUGGAGCAGAUGGUGCCCAAAUUGCUGUCUCUGGUUGUUAUGCUGGUCCUAUGUUUAAUAUUUUAAUGGGUUUGGGCUUGCCUCUUGUUCUCUCAGCAUGGUCUGAAUAUCCAGAUUCUUAUGUCAUUCCCAAGGACACUUCACUUUAUGGAACACUUUUGUUCCUAAUGGGAGGGGUGCUUUGGGCCCUUGUGAUAGUGAUCAAGAAGGAUAUGAGACUUGAUAGGUCAUUGGGAGCUGGGCUCUUGACCAUUUAUCUCUGCUUUUUGUUCACAAGGAUGGCCAUGGCAAUUGGUGUUAUUAGAUUCUAAAGAUGCAUUUUCAAAGGGAAGAAAGGUCCCAUUCCGAUGUAUCUCAUGAAACUGACUUAUGUUAUCAUACAUUUUAAUUUUCAAAAUUAAAAGGC